Molecule: messenger RNA, 1095 nt
Organism: Exophiala oligosperma
Lineage: Eukaryota; Fungi; Ascomycota; Eurotiomycetes; Chaetothyriales; Herpotrichiellaceae
Exons: 1
Coding region: 1-1095 (364 amino acids)
Molecular function (GO): oxidoreductase activity, acting on NAD(P)H
Source: RefSeq, a predicted model, not a curated record
AUGACAACACAUUUUGCUAUUGUCACUGUUGGUCCCGGGUUACCACUACAGGUCCUGCAAGUGCCCACUCCGGUACCAAUCAAGGACCAAGUACUGGUCAGAAGCGAAUGGACUGCGUCAACACCCCUUGAUCUGCAUCAGGCAGACGGCGGACUUCUUAUUAAACACCCCAACAUUCUAGGAGAUGGAGUGGCUGGGACUGUUGUCGAGGUUGGACCGGAGGUUUCAACUUUGGCGGUCGGGGAUAAAGUGUUCGGAUUCACAUGGCGCAGCCAAGCAGAAAAGGCUCACCAGGAGUUCGUCGUUGCACCCGAAUUUCUCUUCGGGAAACUCCCGUCCGGCGUUAGUAUGCAACAAGCAGUCACUCUGCCAAACAACUUUGUCACGGUCUGGCAUACCUUGACUAAGGACUUCGGAUUUGAGCUGCCAUGGCCAAAGCCAGACGAUUUUGUUCCAGAAGAGGCUGAUCAAGCGAUUCUUGUAUGGGGCGCGGCAUCUAGCGUGGGCCAGUACGCAUUGCAGAUCUUAAAUUGGUACGGCUACAAGAAUGUGCUUGCGACUGCAAGUGCAGGGCAUCACGAGAAACUGCAACGAUAUGGGGCUUUGAAAUGCUUCGAUUACAAAGAUGUUGGUGUUGUCCAGGACAUAAUGGAUUUUGUGAGAUCGCGGGGCGGCAACACCAGUUUGUCCUACAUCUAUGACUGCAUCGGGAGUCUCCAGGGGAGUGUCCGGCCUGUUGCUAAGCUCGCACGACCAGGCUGCAAGGUAGCAAUCCUACUACCAGUUAUUGUGAAAGACGCUGCUCCAGAGGUCAAGCCCGAGUACGAAAUGGAGGUUGAUAAGUGCGCAGACUGGCAGUCUGGGGUGCAGGUUACUGGUGUUCGAACUCAUUUCUAUCUUGAUAACAAAUUCCUGGCAGAAAAACUUCAGUCAGAGAUCAUGCCAACAUUGUUGGCUAAGGGUAUUGUUGAGCCCAACGAAUUCAUUACCGUCGAAGGCGAGACCACAUUGGAGAGGGCGACAAAGGCUUUGGAAAUGUUACGCAAUAAACAGGUCCACGGAGCGCGGCUGGUUUGGAGGGUUGCGGACAAUUGA